CUACGACGAGGUCUUCUUGCGUGGCAACAACGUCAUCUACAUCGGCAUGGCCUGAACCCCGUGCCGCCCAGCCGGCAGCCUAUCUAUGUAUAUUACCAAUCUAUAGUCUGUCUAUAGUACAACAACAACCCCCAACACGACUGUCUCCCCCCACAUCAUGGCCCGCAAUUUGUUGAGGCCACAGCAUGAAUCGUCACCAUUUUGACAUAGGAGCUGCCCGAUUGGGCAAUUGCAACAUCUUUCUGCUCCCUGCCCGUUUCCCGGAUAGCGGCAGCCUUUCUUCUCUGCCCACCAGAGGCGUAGACCACGGCGUAGGCUGGAACACCGGCAGACCAUUGCUUCCUGUGUGUCGGGCCAAUGUACUUUAUUCCCAUCUGCGACCCGGACAACGACCGGCCCGUGGAGGCGGUGGAGACGUCCGGCUCGACGGCGGCGGCACUUGUAAACACAACGGCGUUUCAGCGGGAACACAACCGCAACAGCACGUACGCCGGCUACGACCAGGGCGAUCUUGUGAAGCGUGCAACAGCGAUCCUGCAGGUGCAGGCGUACCAGCUCUACCAGUGGUGUGUGCUCCGAGCACGGAUCGAGCAUCCGUACCGGUUGAAACACUUGCACUUUGCCUGCUCGAAGGUGCUGCCGUGGAACUUUGUCGUGGAAGACACAGACGUUCAGCUCUACCUCCAGAACCCGAGGUUCCUGUGGCGGUUUUCGCUGAACAACUACGAGUACUUCUAUCAGCUCCUGUGCAAGGGUAUUGACCGGCGACACGGGUACGAGGUUGGCUUUGUCGACGAGCUUUUGACGUACGACCGGGAUACGUCGCAGCUCGUACCGUACUAUGUGACCCAUUGCGGCGCCCUGGAGAGCUUUGUCCGGAAUGUGCUACGGCGGCCAUCAAAGGAGUGCUCAAAGUGGUACAGAAUGUACGACUUCGGUGAGCUGUUGAAGGAUGCCUCGUACUACGGACUAGACGAAUACGAGAAGACCGAGUUCCGACACUCGUACGACUAUUACCUCCAGCUGAUUGAGCCCGGCACGGACUACGACACGUUUGUGCGAAUCCUUGUGACGGGCCACACGCUACACGACGCCGGGCCCUUGCUCAAGCUGGUGUUGGAGAAGGAGAGAGCGUUGCAGGAAGCCCCCGUGCAAGACGACGCCGGAGAAAGGCACAAACAUAUAGCGUGUGUAUAA
Pichia membranifaciens NRRL Y-2026 is the source of this 1197-nucleotide messenger RNA. RefSeq lists its product as hypothetical. Lineage: Eukaryota; Fungi; Ascomycota; Pichiomycetes; Pichiales; Pichiaceae. The record is from RefSeq and is a predicted model, not a curated record. Bases 358 to 1197 code for a protein of 279 amino acids. The transcript has a single exon.